CACGCCGUGAGUGUGUUGACGUUAUUAGCACGGUCUUUAUGCGGAUGGAGGAGCGAAAUAAUUGACAAUAAACACAUAUCGUGUGCCUCCGAAAAAGUGAAGGCGGUUCAUGCUGUGGUUUAAGACAGUUUAUGUUAUCAAUGAUACAGUUAUCCCGGGAGGACGUCGUCUGAAGCCUCGCGGUCGCUGACAGCUGUCUCGAGUCGGACAAAUGGAGCAUAUCCGAACGCCGAAGGUGGAGCAGGUGCGACUGUUGGAUCGCUUUAGCAACAAAACCACAAAUGGCACACUGUACCUCACGGCUACACAUCUCAUCUUUGUGGAGAGCAUCUCUAACAACUCAGCGUCUGCCGGACAAGAGAUCUGGAUUUUGCACCACCACAUAGCGUCUGUGGAGAAGCUCUCCCUGACCACCACAGGCUGUCCUCUGGUCCUCCAGUGUCGCAACUUCAGGGUGGUUCAUUUUGUGGUGCAGAGAGAAAGAGACUGCCAUGACAUUUACAGCUCGCUGCUGCGACUUCUGCAGCCUGUAUCAUAUCAGGAGCUCUAUGCAUUCUCCUACAACCCCAAACAGAAUGACCAACAGAGAGAGGAAGGGUGGCAGCUCAUCGACCUGGGAGCGGAGUUUGAGAGGAUGGGCGUCCCCUGUGACCAGUGGCAGCUCACCGAUGUCAACAGAGACUACAAGGUGUGUGAGACAUAUCCUCGAGACCUGUAUGUUCCCAUUACAGCGAGUAAACCCAUAAUUGUGGGGAGUUCCAAGUUCAGAAGCAAAGGACGAUUUCCUGUGCUCACAUACUUCUACCAAGAAAAGAAGGCAGCCGUGUGUCGAUGCAGUCAGCCUCUCUCUGGGUUCAGUGCGCGAUGCUUAGAGGAUGAGAGCAUGCUGCAGGCCAUCAGCAAGGCCAAUCACAACAGCCGAUUUGUCUACGUUAUGGAUACCAGGCCGAAGUUGAAUGCACUAGCCAAUCGAGCAGCAGGUAAAGGCUACGAGAACGAAGACAACUACUCCAACAUCCGCUUCCAGUUUGUCGGCAUUGAAAACAUCCAUGUAAUGAGGACCAGUUUGCAGAAACUGCUAGAAGUGAUUGGGACUCGCUCUCUUUCCAUGAGUGACUACCUGGUUGGCCUGGAGAGCAGCGGCUGGCUGCGACAUAUCAAAGCCGUUGUAGAUGCAGCCAUAUUUCUGACCAAGGCGGUGACAGUGGAAGGAGCCAGUGUGUUGGUUCAUUGUUCAGAUGGAUGGGACCGAACAGCCCAGGUCUGCUCACUGGGAUCUCUGCUUAUGGACCCUUACUACCGCACUAUCAAAGGCUUCAUGGUACUGAUCGAGAAAGACUGGAUCUCCUUUGGCCACAAGUUUGCUGACAGGUGUGACCAGUUGGAUGGGGAUCCAAAGGAAGUGUCUCCUAUCUUUACCCAGUUCCUGGAAUGUGUCUGGCAGCUGACAGAGCAGUUCCCACAGGCGUUUGAGUUCAGCGAGUGGUUCCUGCUACAGAUCCAUGAACACGUCCACUCCUGUCAGUAUGGAAACUUCCUUGGCAACAAUCAGAGACAGAGAGAAGAGUUGCAGCUGAGAGAGCGGACUCACUCGCUGUGGGCAUUUCUGAUGAGCGAAAGACAGAACUACUUGAACCCAUUUUACAGUCCUGCAUACUCUGAAGCGCAUCCUGUGUUGGCGCCUUCUACUCUGCCCUACAAUUUCAAGUUCUGGAGGAACAUGUACCACCAGUUUGACCGUUCCAUGCAUCCGCGUCAGUCUAUCCUCAAAACCAUCCUGACUCUGCGAGAGAACAGCCGUAAGGAAGAGGGCACACUGCAAGCACUGGAGAGUAGACUCCAACAGCUUGGCGUGACCCCCAUUGCGACCUCCGACCCGCCUGCACCUCCUCCCACUAGAGAUCAGCGCUCCAACUCCAACACUCUCCCGCCACGUCCUGAUUCCCUCAUUCUGGGGGCACCCAUCAAUCACAAAGAAGUGCAGCGACAGGAGGAGGAGGAUGAGCAGGAGGAGGUGGGCGAAGAGGCCACAGAGAGCACCGACACGGAGCGGACAGUAGAGGGCAGCAGUGGCACCGAAAGCAGGAAGCAGAGCUAUGGAGAACUGGAAGGGACUUACAACACAGAGUUGGCCAAAGAAGAGCCAGCUGUUGUCAGUCUGGAGUUUGGAGUGGCACGCAUGACCUGCUGAGACCAAACACGAUGAUUGUUGGGUAGUGAGGCGUAAACUGAGUGAGAGAGCUUACUGAAAGUGUGUAUGUGGCAAGGGGAAGUUGUCGUUCUGUGAGUGAUGACGUGUUGAUUACACAAUGGUCCUGAAUGGGCCGAGUGGAUGAAGUUGUAUGUAUAGUCUAAAUUUCAAUGGAAAGCCUCAUUAUUCUGUCAUAUACUGCACCUAUAGGGAAGAAGCUUGUUUUUUUUAUGAAUGUUGAAAAGCACUAUAAAGAAUUAAUGAAUAGAAUAAGAGAAUAAAUUCAUCCAAAAAAAAAAA
Larimichthys crocea (large yellow croaker) is the source of this 2491-nucleotide messenger RNA. RefSeq names its product myotubularin related protein 6 (gene mtmr6). The coding region runs from base 212 to 2191 and encodes 659 amino acids. NCBI's taxonomy places the organism in Eukaryota, Metazoa, Chordata, Actinopteri, Sciaenidae. The record is from RefSeq and is a predicted model, not a curated record. Gene Ontology annotation, biological process: phosphatidylinositol dephosphorylation. The transcript has 15 exons. Gene Ontology annotation, cellular component: nuclear envelope; cytoplasm. Gene Ontology annotation, molecular function: phosphatidylinositol-3-phosphate phosphatase activity; phosphatidylinositol-3,5-bisphosphate phosphatase activity.